This is a messenger RNA of Electrophorus electricus (electric eel), 5060 nucleotides long. The record is from RefSeq and is a predicted model, not a curated record. Lineage: Eukaryota; Metazoa; Chordata; Actinopteri; Gymnotiformes; Gymnotidae.
UCUACUGCGCCCCUCAGCACACAGGCAGUGAUCAGGUAUGGACAAAAAGGCUGCUCAAUAGCGCAUCAUACAAAGGCAGGUUAGCUUGAAUAGGAUCAGUAUUUAUGCUGUUUAACCGGCAUAUGUUGUAGUUUAUUUUAACUGAUUAACUGUUGUCUGAAAUUCGGCACUACGUAUUCAUUAUGAGCAGCGCCGCAAAUAGCGGGACAUUGGCCACUAUAAUCAACACGCGGAAUUGUUAAGUCACGAAAAUAUAACUAUUCGCCUGUAUGGCCAAAGGUGAAGACUACGCAGGGGCGAGGAAGCGGAAAAUGUACUUCUAAAAGUAUUAGAAUAUUUGAAUUGUUCCGUGAAUAAAAUCUGGAAACAACCCGGAGGUACACAAAAGAAGAGGCGCGCGCUAAGCCAGAGGGAAAGUGGAAGAAAGAAUCGCUGAUGUGGAAUGAAGCAAUGGCCUAGAUGUGCAAAACGUCAGGAGUCUUUCUAACCCUAACCCUAGAUGUGCGAAACGUCAGGAGUCUUUCCUCUUUCUGCUUCACUGGAUGAUUAUUAAACUGCUUUCGCACGAACCGUGGAAUGGCGAGCGAGGGGAAUGUUACCGACUGAAUUUCGUGCGUGCAAAACAAGGACUCUUCACGGAUUCCCUUGACAUUCCUGUUACCACAUCAAGUUUUACUUUUGUUUACUUCAGCAUUUGUUUAGAGUAAAAUGCAGUCUGUCGACUUCGCUCAUUCGUGUGCCCUAAAUCAUUCAUAGCGUACCAUGAAAACACGUUGCAUUUUUCACAUUAAUGAGUAGAGAAAUAUCUUUCUUUCCAUCGUACAUCCUUCGUGGACUGAUGGCAACGGCAGCGGACUGUGACAGCGGCAGAGCAACAUCACGGACUUCUUCCCAGGGAAGAGGCCCGCGGGCUCCGGAGCGCAAUGGUUAUGUGAAAACAUGUGCCAGUCCCCUGUACCAGGACAGCGCCUGGCAGCCGGGGCUGGGGCCGGACGCAGUAUGGAGGUGUAGAAAGGUGUGUGUCUCGUCUGCGGUGUAUGUUGGUUCUGUCUCAGUUUUUCUUGCACUGGUAGUUAAACUCGUUGACUGGGAUGUGGAACAUAGCCACAGCUGUAACGGCGGUGGCAAAGCUGAAUCGGGAUCUCCUUUCUACCACAGCAUUGUGGAUCUUACGUUAGCCUUGUGGCAUUUGAUCGCUCCUAUUUUUACACUCGUCUGUGCCUUUUUUUGGAUCGGGCUUUAUCUGAUCCGCUGUGGAGUUCUGAUUAAAACCAUCGUUAUCUUACUGACCGUUUGCCACUUGGGCGAAGCUUUGGCGCUGUCGCUUCUGCAUGGAGUGGAGGACCAGCUGCUCGCGCUCACAGCUACCAUAGUGGUGCUCGCGUGCUUGGCAAGCGGGGCACUCGUGGUGGUUAGACUGGGCCAGGGGGUCUCUGUUAUUAUAGUCAUCAGCGUCCUCAGAACCGUCUCCCUCAUUUCGCUUCAAAAAGUACGGGCUGGCUGGAGACCUUACUUAGCGUAUCUUGUGGGUGUUCUUGGGGUUCUACUGGCGAGAUAUGCUGACAAGCUACUGCCGAUUCCGGGGGCUCACCGGGAAGGUUGCAUCCCCGUAACAGGAUCGAAGGAAGACAUUCCCGUGUUUAAAAGGCGCAGGAGGUCCAGCUCCGUUGUAUCGUCAGACAUGGCACAUCACGGUCCGUCCAGCAGCAAGUCACACAGGAGAAUCUCCCUGCCUUGCAUUCAACGGGACCAGAUGCUCCCACAGCAGCAAGACUGGGACCACAAAAGAAGUGGCCGUGGGUCUCAGUCCUCAGGCACCAGUGUGACGGUGGACAUUGCAGUGAUGGGUGAAGCCCACGGACUGAUCUCCGACCUCCUGGCUGACCCCUCACUUCCCCCAAACACUUGCAGCUCAUUGAGGGCUGUUAGUAACCUGCUCAGCACCCAGCUCACAUUCCAGCCCCUGCAGCACAGACCGCGCCUUAGCCCUCUGUCGGCCUUCAGCGACAGACAUGCUUGCUCUGACUCAGAAGACACACCUGAGAAAAGUGAGAGACUGGCCAUCCCUAAGCGUGUACGUCGGAGUUUGCCUCCUGGGCUUCUUCGACGUGUCUCCUCUUCAUGGACAACCACCACAUCUGCCACAGGUCUCCCCACCAUCGAGCCAGGCCCUGUUAGGCGAGACCACAGUCCCAGUGUCAAACCCAGCCAUGACUGCUCCUCCAGCAGCAGGUCCAUGUCAGCCUCCUGUGCCACCCCAGCCCAUAACUACCUCUACAACAAAGGCAGACGAGGUUACCCUCCCUUCAGUGUCUUGCCCAUGGUCUCCCUGUGCCACUCUCAUCCAGUCCAGGGAACACCGGUCAACAGCCCCACCACUAAGAUCCCUAACCCUAGCCCUAAUCCUAGCCCUAAUUCUAACCCUACCCCUAAUCCUAACCCCUCAGAGGACCUUUCUGACUCUGCAGCCCUUCAGGUCAGAUGUCCCUCACCAAGAGCUCCACACCGAGCCUUAACCCACAGUCAGAGUGCCCCUAGCUCCAGCACAACACACUGGGACACACCCCAAGCCCUCUGUAGCAGCUGUGGAAAGGUUUAUAGUAAAAUGUGGCAUGUGAGCAGAACUACAGCUAAAAGCGACAAAAAGCUUUCAGAUGAUCCAGCACUAGUAUCUUCUGACUACGACAGCACCUAUGAGACCAAUCACAGUGAUGGCAGUGAGUUUGCACAGAAUGAGGAAGACGGGGAGGGCCAAAGACAGCCCUGUGACACACGGGAAUCGUGCAGGACUUUUCAAACAGAAGCUCUUGUCCUGCACCGCUUACUGUCCUCAGAGGACAAGCCUGUUCUGGCCCCAGAGCCACUGGUGAUGGAGGGCUUGGAGCCUCUUAUGAAUCAGAUCAGCAGUUGGAACUUCCCAAUCUUCAGCCUCUUGGAGAAAACCAGUGGCAAGUGUGGUCGUAUUCUAAGCCAGGUAUCUUAUAGGCUGUUUGAAGAUACCAGCCUUUUUGAAACCUUCAAGAUUCCAGUAAGGGAAUUUAUGAAUUACUUUCAUGCCUUGGAGAAUGGUUACAGGGACAUUCCAUAUCACAACAGAAUCCAUGCAACAGAUGUCCUCCAUGCAGUCUGGUAUCUAACCACACAGCCAGUGCCUGGCUUGCCAGUGCUGGCCCACAACUCUGGAUCAGUCGCUGACUCUGAGACUAUCAGUGGAAUCACUCAUGGUCACAUGGGUUAUUUGUUCUCUAAGACCUGUCCAAAGACAGAGAAGGACUAUGGCUGUUUGUCAGGGCUCAUUCCUGCUCUGGAACUGAUGGCACUGUAUGUAGCCGCUGCUAUGCACGACUACGACCAUCCAGGCAGGACAAACGCCUUCCUUGUAGCCACCAGUGCUCCACAGGCGGUGCUGUACAAUGAUCGCUCGGUUCUGGAGAAUCAUCACGCUGCCUCUGCAUGGAACCUCUUCAUGUCCCGGCCAGAAUACAACUUCCUUGUCCACCUGAACCAUGUGGAGUUCAAACGCUUUCGGUUUCUGGUCAUUGAGGCCAUCCUGGCUACCGACCUGAAGAAGCACUUUGACUUUUUGGCAGAGUUCAAUGCUAAGGUGGGGCAUGACAGUUGUUCGGGUAUUGACUGGUCCAAUGAGAAUGACCGGCUCUUGGUCUGCCAGAUGUGCAUUAAGAUGGCUGACAUUAACGGGCCCCUGAAGCACAAAGAUCUCCAUCUCCAGUGGACAGAAGGCAUUGUUAAUGAGUUCUAUGAGCAGGGUGAUGAAGAAGCCAGUUUGGGAUUACCCAUCAGCCCCUUCAUGGACCGCUCGAGGCCACAGCUUGCCAAACUGCAGGAGUCCUUUAUUACACACAUCGUUGGGCCACUGUGCAGCUCCUAUGACACAGCGGCACUCAUGCCUGGCCAGUGGGUGGAGCUUCUACCCAAUGAGGAUGAAGAAGGACGUGGUAUGGAGGAGACCGAUGAAGAAGAUGAGGACACAACUGAAGAAGAUGCUUCCACCAGCUCUGAGCAGUCCCAGAAACUGAUGCCCAAAAAGCGACAAAAGGUCUUCUGCCAGAUCACCCAGCACCUCUUAGAGAAUCAUGAGAUGUGGAAAAAAGUCAUUGCUGAAGAGAACCAAGGGCAAACAGAUGAGGAGCAGUCGUCAUGUCUCAGCAACCCUUCUGAGCCGAUCCUGGCCAUUCAUGAAGAGGAGGAGGAGACAGGAAGCAAAGCAGGGCUAAUGGAAGACCAGGAGGAAGAAAUAUACAGAAAGGAAAUAGGGCCAUUAGAAGCGGAACGAAAGGUAGCAUCAGGGAAGGAAACCCAGCCUGAAGAGAGCCAGCGACCCACAGAGUUUGAGCAACUGACCAAACAACAUCAGAAGACUAUAAAUCAAGACGCAGAAACUGUAGAAAAAUAAAUGAUGCAAGAAUGAGUCCUUGACAGAUCAACGCAAAGGAGAUCAGAAGAGACUUAUCAUCUGUAUCAGUCGAGAACAUUGUUAGAAAGCUUUUAUUUACAAAACAGGACUUUUGAUAAACGGUUGCCAGCACAUCACUUAGACACAACACUGUAGAUGUUUUAGGGGAACAUGUGCCUAAAGAAAGCAAGAUGGGACAAAUCUGUUGGAAAGGGGAUUAGAUGUCAGGGUUUACAAUAGGGUGGAAUUUUAUUUUAUAUUAUGUUAUUUUAUUGUAUUUUUUACAUCAUACCUUGAUUAACUUUCUAUCUCACACUCCAACAUCAUGUUGAGGUGUCAUCUAACCUCCAUGACAAGGGUCUCAAUGAUCUGCCCUUCAGGCCAUGAUUAUCGUGCAUUUUCUGAGGAGCCUCAUGUCGCAGAGGCUCACAUUAGGACACUGAGAAGGAGGUUCUAUAACCUUAACCCUGACCCAGACACUGAGAAGGAGAUUGUAUAACCCUAACCCUGACCUUGACAUUGAGAAGGAGAUUGUAUAACCCUAACCCUGACCUUGACAUUGAGAAGGAGAUUGUAUAGCCCUAACAAUAACCCUGACCCUGAGAAGGAGAUUCUCUAACCCUAACCCUGACCCUGACAAUGAGAA